CCAAGAUGGCGGCCAUGUCACGAGAAGGUCAGUUGUAUUUUUAUUUUUAGAUUUCGAUUCUUCAGUAAAGCGUUUUUCCUAUAAUCGCGGUCAUUAUAAUAUGGUGUCUUUGUACUCAAAUCAAUUUUCUCUUUAUACAGUGUCAUGGUACCAUCAGAUGAAACAUCUUCGUCUGUGGGUUAAAUCACAGCCAAAGCCAGUGUAAGCUUGCUUUAGUUUUAUAAAAACUAAAGAAGAUGUCUUCUACAAGUAGUAGUCAUCUUUGUAACUACUUCCGUUCGAUGUGGACUUCAACAGUGCAGUUUAUUGUGUCACAGGAUGAGAGUGUUAUGCGGAGACGACGCUUGUUGUUGGGGAUUGUUGUUUUACUGCUGGUGGACGUUCUUUGGGUUGGCUCGUCAGAACUGACAGAUGUGAGAACAAAGUUUUUACUAAUAAUUACUAAUUUAUUACUAAAUAGCGUACGAAAAUUACCACCAAAUAUUGAAAAGCAAACCAUUUUAUCAGAACAUUACAAUAAAAAUUAAUGAAUGUAACUAUCAUCUGAUAUUCUUGGUUUGCAACCAUGUCACCUGGCAAGACUACUAUAUACCUGCCAACUUUUUCUGAAAUAUAUACACUUGGUUUUCGUUCCUUACAUGGGUCUGAGUUAACAUAUUUUUGCAAAUUGAGUCAAGCAAGAUGGCAACAACUCACAUUUUUCAAUCAGGCGUGAGAAAUUGGCCCGCAAGCGUGAGCCGGCGUGAGAUCGAAGUUUUCCACCCGCAGGCGUGAGACUCACGCCUAAAGCGUGAGAGUUGGCAGGUAUACUACUAUGUUGAUGGACAAUACAAAACACAUAUUUUCUUUACAGAGAAUUUGUAUGAGAACAGGGUUAAAAGUUUCCAGUAGAGAGAAAUGCUUUUGUUAUUGACCACCAAGAUGUUUACCAUGAUGUUGUCACAUGUAAACCAGCUGAUGUGGUUGCUUUUAUCAGGGGCGGACCAUUAAUUAGAAAAGUUAUGGCAGGGUUGGGGAAGUUUCUAAUGGUCUGCGUAAUAAAUAGAAGUGUCCAUGGCAAGAAGCUGGUGGGAAUGUGUAAAUAACUGAUAAAUAAUCCAUUUCCCACUAUUUAUUGAGUCGGUUGGGGUUAGAGUUUGUUUCCAAUGCAGGCUACCAACCACACAACCUCUCUACCUUUCCAAAAGCAGAUCUGACCCCUCUGCUGUGGCAUUUUCAGACCAAACUGAGGCCUAAAGUCCUGAAAAAAAUUUUUUUGCAGACCAGCCCCACCCCCCCUUCUUAUCUAAGAGUGUGGAUGACUGGGUCCCCAUUAUCUCAAGGUCUGGAUCUGGCACUGCUCUGAACAAAUUAUUGACAGCUUUUACGAAAACAAAAGUUUGCUGUCCACUAGACAGAAAAUAGUUACCAUCGCUGGCAUCGCAGGGUUGUGUAAAUAAGAAGUGGAAUGUGUAAGUUAAAGAUUCUUUUACUCCCUCAUAUCUGUCAAAAAUCCAUGUUGUCCAGAUCUCCAGUAAGUCCAUGAUGAUUACAAUCUUGUUUAUGUCUUAAUCAACAUUCUCACUGCUUUUUAGCAAGUAUUUGUAGUUUUUAUGGUUUACGCAGAAUUAGGAAUUUAGUUUUCCGAUAUACUUACAUCUAGUUUGCCCAAAACCUUUUUCUUUGCAGUUUAUUUUCAAAUAUGAAGGAUUUGACAAGCCUUUUUUCACCACAUUCUUCAAGACAUCAUCAUUUAUGAUAUAUUUGACUGGAUUUCUUUUUUAUGAGCCAUGGAGGCUUCAUGGAGGCUUCAAUGCAUUACAUGCUUAAAGAAUGAAACAUCCUCAAAUGUAAGUGACAAGAAAGAACAUUAUGAUCUCUAUGCAGAUCCUUAGAUUAUUAUUUGCCAUUUGCACAGCUCCCAUAAAACAACUUAUUUAUCCCCCAAUUUUUGAAAUUUUUGUAAUAAUUUUUCCAGUUUCUUGUGAGAUGACUGUAAUACCCAGGUGGAAAUUGAAACAAAGGGUAUGCAAUUUUUGGGGGGGAGGUGGGGAGAGCAAAUAAGGUUUAUUUUGAAUGAUGUGCACAUUGACAAAUUAAACUUUCAAAAUAUAUUUUUUUUAUAUUUACGGAGGUCACCACAUUAAAAGUUCACAUGCAACAUGGAGAAUCUCUCAGUUAUUUUAAGGUCACUUAGGGCUUUCUUGUGUCAUCUCUUCAUUUUUCUUUCACUAGAAAAUGCAGCUGAUUCCUUAUCUUGAAUUACCGGUACCUCUUGUUUUGUUAAACUCUCUAUUAUAAAAUCUAAUUUAGUAACUUCUUUUUCUCAGUCAAAAUCUGUGAUCUUAACCUAAAAUUUUUAAAGCUCCCCCAAAUAUGAAACAAUUUUCCUUUCCCAGGGGUUUAAAAAAUGGAUGAACUGCUGUAGCAUUUUGUCUGGACAUUUUUUUUUCAGGUCUUGGUAUCUGCUGUAAAUCAAGACAGUGAACACACAUCUCUUUUAAACUCACCUACAUCCUCAGGGGAAACUACCCCAAUCCCAAGACCACUAAUGGUGAGUUGCAUCUUUUUAAACUUCCAAAGGAAGCCACAGUUAAAAUUCAACCAAUUUCAUUAUGCUGAAAUAGGGAGGUUUCACUUGUAUGGUGACCGUCAGUUCAUAAAAUGUUGUGCAAAGACUCUUAAUUAUAACAACCAUAUAUUAAUAAAAUAAAAGAUUAAAUAGCAAAAUAAAUGACUCUCUCCCCCCUAUGGUACCUACUACUUGUCGCCUGUUUAGGAAACAUCCCUAGAUACUCUCCCAGUAAACAGUGUUGAAAUAUCGAGCUAAAACAAAUUGAUGAAAACUAUCAGUUUCAUCUUAGUAACAAUGGUUAAACUCUGUUUGCCUGCGGCCUGUAGUUUUCAUUACUGUCUUUUGUUAAUUGUUAGAAUGAGCCAACUUUUGAAGAAAUGACAGAUGAAGACAUUUCAACCUGCCGAUCAGCUGAAGUAGCUAGUAGUUCCUUUGAAAUAAUUCCAAGUAAGUUAAAAACACAUGCCUUGGAGAGAGAUUUACCUAGACUAAGUGCUUACUAAUAGUCUGGGUUCCUGUGACUCACAUCCAACAUUGUCAUUGUUAAAAUCUUAAGUAAAUUAAUUUAACUUUUAAUCACAUGCAUGGCAUACUAUCAACUGCAAAUAUUUUGCAAAAUCAGAUAACAGAAUUAGCUAAUUUUACAAGUGAUAUAAUCAAGUGAAAAAUAUUUUGAAUAUUGGUCACUUGCUUUAAUACACUCAUUAUCUUAACUAUAUGACAGGACCUAGACGGGUGACAUUUAGCAGUGUGAGAGAAGUGCGGCAAUUAUCAGGUAAAUACAUGUAAUUUGGUUUAUUAGGGAGCUUUUUUUGGACAGUAUGUACAGCUCAAUCAUGAAAAAUUUCCAUGUUUUGAAUGGAGCAAAUUUGCAUUUUUCAGACCAUAAUUCUGAACAGGCAAGGUUGACCAGACUUCCUUACCACUUGGAUGAAGAUCAGAAACUUCCUGUCCAUCGUGUUGCUAAGGUUGCCUUGCUAUUCUGCUUACUGGUGAGUUGUAAGGCUUUUUUUGAAGUAGUCGUGGGGGUGGGGUAGGGUGUCUGUGUGAUGUGACCAAACCCUCUCUCCUGGGGAAGUUAACAAAUCAACAAAAAGCUGCAGGCGAGUGGUUUCACUACAAAGUUUUGAAUAUUUUGACGUCAUUUCCAUGGUCGAUAACUGUAGAGACUAUGAAAAGUUAAUGUCGAUUUGUUUUUUACAAUGAUAUUGACAGUUUUGACAUCCAUUUCCUUUGAAAUUUCUUGAAAAGUUACACAUACAAGACAGAGAAGAACAAAUUUUGCCACCAUCACAUCAUUUCCAUGGUCUGUAAGUUUAUCAAACAAAGCUCUUCACCAAUCAGCGCAGAAGAAAUCACCUAGUUAUUACAAAAUGAAUAUUUCUCACAAUAUUAUCAUCACUAUUUGCAAACACAUUUAGGGGUAAAAACUAGAGGUUGUGUCUCAGGGAGUUUCUUCAGUUCAUGUAGCUACAUCAGGAUUGACAAACCUACUACUACGCUACAUUUUGCUAUCAGAUUUUUGAUAUAUUUUAGUCUAGGCUCAAAGGGGCAUGGUAAAGGGGGGGUCCAAGUGCAAAAUAUGGUCGGUAAUUGGCAAAAAGUUUUGUGCCUGCACUCACUUUGUACAUAGGAAAGAAAUAUGUGGUGACUAUGUUUAACAUCUUGCACACCCCUUGCCCUUGCAAUAUUUUUUAAACAUUUACUUCCUUUGGAGUUUCUUGCAUUCACCAUUGGAGACAAUGAUCAUUAGAUUAGGGAUUAUUUUCUCUACUGACUUGCUUCUCUUCCACAGUGGUUUUGUGCUAACUGCAGUUAUCAGGAAGCCAUUGCACACACGUCACCAGCAGCAGUAAAUAUUUUGUCAUCCUCAUCAGGUAAGAUUUCUUGCUACAGGUAUUCCUUAGCCUAAAAUUAGCCUCUCAAGUAGGGUUUUUUGUUCUCUUUUUGCAUUAGCUUAGGCUCACUAGUGCAUAAUGUGUACUAUCUCAUUUCACAUCUUAGCUGGCGGUGCUCACUUAACAAGAGAGCUCCCUAACAUCUUCACAUAUUUUAUCACCUUUUAUAUGCAAUUUGGGCAUCAUUGUGGACAAAAUUCUGUGAUAUGACCAUUUAGCAGUGAUUUUCAGGUUUCUCUUUGCCAUUUUACAAAAUUAUAUAUUUACUAAUAGAUGACGUCUGGUUUUUUUUUCUUUGAAAAGUUGACUUUGUUUUCUUGUCAUGUGAGAGAGAAGUUGUUAACUCUCAGUCAGAUCAAUGCAUUUAAUGCUUCAUUUUUAAAGACAACUUUUUGAUAUAUUAAAGUAAUAGUAUUUUUUAAUUUGCUCUUUUUUUCAGGGUUAUUUACACUCAUACUAGCAUCUGUGUUUCAGAGUUCAUCUGCUGAUAAAUUCUCAAUCACGAAACUACUUGCUGUUCUUAUGAGGUGAGUUAGUUAAUAAAUGAGUAAAAAGGGGCCUUUUUUAGAUUACUGUGAAGUGAGUGGAGGGUUUCAAAGUCUAUAGCUAGGUAGUCUUAGUAUCAGGUGUAGGAGGGUCUGCUACUCAGGCUAAUAUGUAGCUAGGUUGAUUGAACACUCUUCCACAGAUAUUUACAGAUGGUACAUUUGUAUCUGUAACCAUGGCUGUCAUUAAGAGAUGGGGGCCAGGGUUUUCCCCAGCCUACUAUAAACAUGGCCCCCCUCUACUUUCGUAGGAAAAUAAAAGAAAAAUAGAACCAAAAGAAAUCCCUGGCUGUUUGAUUCCCUGCUUGCUUAUUGUAUUUACCCGGCAACUUGAAAUCUUAGUGAUUUCUUCAAGUGUAACAUUGGCUACCAGUUAUAAUAAGUAUUUGAUCUCAAUGAUCUUAUCUUACAGAAGAGUAGGGGACUGUAAGCAAUAGAACUUUUGAAGGCUCUACAACACAAUUUGUCACUGUUGAUUAAGAAGAUGACAAAUAAUAAUAAAAAAUAUAUAAUAAAUACUAAAUUAUCCACUCCCCUAUGGGGCUUUUCAGGGAUAAUGAAACAAUAGUUCAAAUAGGACAUAAUGUGUUUAAGAAUCCCAACUGGCAGGAGGCUAAACAAGUCGGCUAUUAACAAUUCAAAGUAGACGGAAGUGUGGCCAAAGAUUUGAACUUGGGACUGCCUUGAACAAAUCCAGCUAGCGGUCAGAGCGAGACUUGAACUCAAGGCUUCCAGAUUACAAGUCCACGGCUCUAACCACUUGGCAACACUGCUUCCACAUGAUGAUGAUAAUAUUAAUGAUGAUGAUGAUGUUCUUCUUCUUCUUCUUCCAUGAAACCCUGCCUCAAACAUGAUGAGGAUGAUGAUGAUGAUGAUUAUUAUUAUUAUGAUGAUGUUAUAUGAGAGAGGUGUCUACCAUAGAAUUUUACUUUAAAUCGAUAUUAAUUUUACUGUAAAUGUAUAUUUUCUUUUCAACAUGACAGCAUCACUGGGAUAGUGUUGGUGACACUUUCUGACUCCAAGAACAAAGCUGGUGGGAUAAGUGUGGGAGCGUUAUGGGCUCUGGCCAGUGCAUUUUUGUGAGUUUGUUAAAUAGCUACUCUUCUCUCUUUUUAUGACACCGCUACUUUCUUAGCAAUAAUUGUGUACUGUUGUUUACUAGGUAUUCCUGUUAUUUAAUUAUGCUGAAACACAAAGUCCCUGAUGAGAAACAAAUGGAUAUUCCAAUGUUUUUUGGUAAGCAAAAAUAAUACUUACUUAUUUUGAUGAAAAGGUGAACAGGUUGGUUUGCCUCUUCAUGGAGCAAACUUGAGCCGUGAUCUUUCUUCAUUAAUUUGGUACAGUACUACUAAAGUGAUGUCAGGUUUGACUUAUAGGGGUAGCACAAUAAUAGAUCAUUUGCACUAAGAGGUCAUGUCACAUAGUUUUCAUGAAAAUGAAAGCUAUAUGAUUUUGCCUUCAAAAAACGAUUAGUGGGUCAUAUCUUCAACAGAAUAAUAGUGAUUUGGUUUUUCAAACCCGCACCAUUUUCUUAAAAUGAGUAAGUUCCUCCCUGGUCACAUGACCAAAAUGUGAUUUUUGAAAUUAUGAUUACUUCUUUCUGAACACAAGCUUUGCACUUAAACUUCAAGGAGGAUGUUGAAAAAAUGAUGUGGUAACGUUCACAGCACAUCUGAGCGUAACUAUCAAACGUUUAACAAGAUAUAAGCAAAAAGUAGUUUUGGCCACCACAUUGGAGGGCAAGAGUAUGCCCUCCAACAUGGCGGCCAAUACAAAUCAUACUGCUUUGUUGAAAAAUCAAAGUGCCAUAAAAUAUAUCCCUUAAAUGCGUAUCCUCUCAAAUUUCGGGUGUCAGCUAAUUUUUAUGUGCUCUGCCAAUUUUUGGCAUCAGCAAUAUUCCAACUCAUUGUUUAAAGGAAGCAUUGGUCACGUGACCUCUUAGAGCAAGUGGCCUAUUCCCGAUAAAACAGUAGUUUUCAUUGUGGCCCACAAGGAUAAGAAUUCCAACUGGCAAGAAGCAAACCAGUUGGCUUUAUGUAAGUGUGACUGAAGAGUUGAACUUGAUCAACAGGUAACCAACAAUAAUUGUAAUUGGUCUUACUGCUGACCAGUCUGUAGCUGAUAUCAUACUGGUCCAUGUUGGUUGAUGAGAAGUAAAGAGGUUUUCUCCGCUGCGAUAUAUACUCUUUUCCUUCAGGCAAAUUCUUUGAAAAGUAUUUUGUAUUGUUUGUUUAUGAACAUGGCCACCUUGUCAAGUGGUUGAAAACUGAGAAUAAAAAAGUAAAGGCCAGGAACUGUAGACAAAUUUUGUGUAUGUUCGUCAUUAACAUUUCAAACCAUUUUUUGUUAGCUGGCCUUGACAUACAAAACACUUUUAACGUUUCUUCUGAUUCCGCUGAUAUCCGGUGCACCUAUUUCCCAACGGCUCUCUAACAAUAUUCUCUUAUUUUAAUCAUUGCAGGCCUUGUUGGAGCAUUUAAUUUUUUCCUUCUUUGGCCAGGAUUUCUAUUCUUUAAUUAUUUCCGGUUAGAAGUAUUUGAACUCCCCCCAAGUGCAACAGUGUGGGGCUACAUAGCUCUAAAUGCUUUCAUUGGAACUGUGCUGUCAGAAUUCCUAUGGCUUUGGUAAAUAUUACUUUAAACAUUGGUGUUUACAGUGGAUUCACGUGACUGCAGCAAUUACUUUUUGACUGCUGUGACACUGAAGUAAAAAUCAAAGCAUAUACUUGGGCCAAUCUCAGCACCCAUCUUAUUCUUAGCCAAUCAUAGUCCGAAGCAAGGACGUGUAGCGAACGUCAAAAAGCGCGGGAAAACUCGCGAAUGUGAUUGGUUGAAAAAGUAACUCGUGAUUUUUUUUAGCCAACCACACAGCUUAGCGUUGAAUAGUCAACUCAACUGCAAAAUUGCUUGUAGCACUCGAUCUUCGCUUUCACCAGUAUUGGGUCCCACAGUUUCUGAGUGCGGGUCUUACGCAUUUCAGACUUUCGUUAGUUGCGUUUCUAACUGUGAUGAUCUUCUAUACGUUUAAUUGUGUAGUUAAUUGCACAAAACUUGGACAUUUUCCAACUUAUCAAUAACAGUGUUUGCCUGAAUUGUUUCCCAGGGGUUGCUAUUUGACGUCAUCAUUAACAGCGACGCUGUCUCUGAGUCUGAUUAUACCGCUGACCAUGUGUGUCGAUGUGUUCAUGAGAAGGGUACGAAGACGCUGCAGCGGCGAAAACGUGACUGUUACAAUGAAUUUGCCUUUUCUGAAACGUCACCUCUUCAUUCAAUAAUUGCUAAGUUUUCCUCGGACUUUCUUAUUUUGUAGGUUCAUUUUUCGUGGAUGUUCUUACUUGGCACCAUACCCGCCUUUGCGUCAUUUUUUGCCGUGAGUUUACUUACACAUUAUGGAGACUGGGACCCCAUCUUGAUCGGCUUAAAGAAACUUUUGAAUAUUAGAAGACGGAUGACUAGAGGGUAAGUAAGAUGAGUUAGUAGUGAAGCUCUCACUGGUAUUUUUUAUCAACGUUUCCUCUUUUCUUCCCCAAAAUACCAGAAAAUUAAAAUCAUUUUACGUUAGUCUUGUUGAGCACUGGUCUACUCUACAGUACUUUCUUUCCGAACGCUUCUUUUUUCACUGAAAUAGUCAGUAAUGCAAAAACCUUUAUGUUGUAGCUUUUACCUUUUUUGAAAGAAUCGUGUCGUGUGACCAUUUAUAUGAAACUCCUGAGACCUGCUAUUAUUAUAGUGUCUUCAAUGGACUCAUAGCCUUCGUCGCAAGCGUUCCGUCCUAGACAGAGUUGGAACGAGAGCGAAAAAUGGGAAAUGAAGGGGGAAGGUGAGGGGAGAAUAGGAAAGUCUCCCCUCCCCCACUCCCUACUUCCAUUUUUUCUCUCGCUACCACCUUCACGCAAUAACUCGAUGGCAAACGCUUGCUGCGCAGGCUCAAUAAUGGACUCAGUGUUAACAGUUUUGUGUAUAUUAAAAUUUUUCAGGACACUGGACGUUGAGCAAAGAGAAGGUUUAAUAAAUAGCGUUCGAGAUGAAGAAAACGACUUAUGCAGCAAUAAAAAUGAACAUCUAUCUUAA
Porites evermanni is the source of this 9067-nucleotide messenger RNA. Lineage: Eukaryota; Metazoa; Cnidaria; Anthozoa; Scleractinia; Poritidae. The record is from the annotation of a GenBank genome assembly.